AUGGAGAGAACUUCUAGAUGGGAAGGCCCAUCUAAAAGGGAGAUAGUGGCCGGGUUGAAGCUGUUACCUUCUCAAAUUUUGACUGGAUUAACUGCCGAACAGCUUCGUGCCUAUGCUACGGUGAUACGCAUAGAGGAGAUAAGCGCGAACUUGAGGACAAACAACAUUGUUCCUACAGACCGACUCAGAUCCCCAUCGCCUCCACCAGAGUAUGAUUCAUCGGGCAAGAGAACGAAUACGAGAGAAUACAGGUACAGAAAGAAGCUUGAAAAUGAGCGCCACAAGCUGGUUACCACCGCUAUAUCCACGCUACCACUAUAUCAACCUCCUCCGGAUUACAAAAAGCCCGCUAAGACCCAGGAGAAACUGUUUAUACCCGUGCACGAAUACCCACACAUCAAUUUCAUUGGCCAGCUGAUCGGUCCUCGUGGAAACACUCUGAGGAAGAUGCAAGAGGAGUCCGGGGCCACAAUAGCUAUUCGUGGAAAAGGCUCAGUGAAAGAUGGAAAAGGUCAUCCUCAGCAGCAGAACAUGGACGACGACUUGCACUGCUUGAUCAGCGCUUCCAAUGAGGAACAGAUGAGACAUGCUAUCAGACUUUGCAAUGAGGUGAUCACCAAGGCAGUUUCCACACCUGAAGGUCAGAAUAACCAUAAAAGAGACCAGCUUCGAGAAUUGGCUGUGCUCAACGGAACUUUGCGUCCUGACGAUGAUUACACGUGCAAUUCGUGUGGGGAGAAGGGUCACAGACGCAACGAUUGUCCCAAAAGAGAGUCUUACAUCCAGAGCAUCGUUUGCCGUGUGUGUGGAAUGACUGGUCAUUUCGCAAGAGACUGUAAGAGGAACAACCCCAACUUCACUCAACUAGGAUCGAACAAUGCGAUACCUGACAGGGAGUUUGACCAGCUGAUGAGAGACUUAAAUGGCUUUCCGGAACGUAAUCCCGUCGAGGAGGAACCCGACCUCAAAAGACGGCUUGAAGAAGCACCUGUUGAGCCCGAGAAGAGACAGAGAGUUCUUCCCACACCUCCACCAGGUUUAUUAAUGGUUCCUGGACUACCACUGCCGGUUCCUGGUAUGACCAGACCACCACUUCCUCCGGGAUUGAAACCACCACCUCCGCCCUCAAUGUCAAGACCACCUCCUCCCCCGGCCAACGUGGUGAAACCUCUGCCUCCUCCUUCCAACGAGGUAAAAAAACCUCCUCCACCUCCUACAAAAUGA
Kuraishia capsulata CBS 1993 is the source of this 1224-nucleotide messenger RNA. RefSeq lists its product as uncharacterized. Lineage: Eukaryota; Fungi; Ascomycota; Pichiomycetes; Pichiales; Pichiaceae. The transcript has a single exon. Gene Ontology annotation, biological process: regulation of mRNA splicing, via spliceosome. Bases 1 to 1224 code for a protein of 407 amino acids. Gene Ontology annotation, molecular function: zinc ion binding; mRNA binding. Gene Ontology annotation, cellular component: nucleus. The record is from RefSeq and is a predicted model, not a curated record.